Molecule: messenger RNA, 8358 nt
Organism: Plasmodium coatneyi
Lineage: Eukaryota; Apicomplexa; Aconoidasida; Haemosporida; Plasmodiidae
Exons: 2
Coding region: 1-8358 (2785 amino acids)
Source: RefSeq, a predicted model, not a curated record
AUGAACUGCGAUGACGAAAAGGAAAAAAUUAACAACUCUGUGACGGCUUACACGGGCGAAAAGGGGGACGAAAAAAAAUUGCCCCUUUUCAACGGAUUUGAUGACUUCAAAAUUGAUUAUUCCUUCCACAAAAAAAAAAACUCUCCUUCCGGUGCAAUAAAAAACUCAUUAAACGAUGGGAAUGAUAGCAGCUCGGAUGAUAAAAAAGACGAUUUAAAAAAGUUGAUUCAAAUUAUAAAACAUAAUUACAUCGAUAAACUUUUUUAUUUUAAAAAAUUAAGCAUUCAUGAUUUGUACAAAAUAUUUGUCUACUCAAAUUUUUUAACAAAGUCAUUAAUUUUAUAUCCUUCUUUGAUUCCUCAUUUUGAAAUCAUUAUUGAGAGGGUGAAAAAAAUAAAAAACGAAGCUACCUUUCUAGGAGGCCAGGAUGAUGACCAUUUUGUCUUUCCCCCCCUGGACGCACCCCCCAACGAGGGUCAUCGGUUUGGAGCGAGCACCUUCAUUGAUAAUGCCAUAUUUACAAACGGUCCAGUUAAAAAUGAAAUAACUCGGGGAAAAAAUGCCGCAGAAACCGCGGAAAAGAAAGCCUUUCUUCUGAACAUCGGAAAAGACGCCAAAACAAGGAACACUUUCAUAUCUACCGAAUUAGACGUAAUGCAAGAUGACAUUCCCCAAAGCGAAAACGUACGAGGAAGCCACCCAUAUCGCACAAGAUAUAACAGUAAAGGGGGACCUACCCAUGCGGGCAACACAAAAUGUGACAAAAUAAAGACAGGUUCCUUCCCCGAGAUUGACGAUAUAGAUAAAAAAUUUCCCAACUGUAAUUACAACAGACAAGUAAUAGAUCAAAGGAAAGACGCAGACCUCUUUCCAUAUCAGGGACCAUCCAAUUAUGCAGGUAGAAAUGUGGACACACAAAAUGUUCCUCACAACACUAAGGUGAACGUGAAAAACUCAUCUGCUAUCCAUAAUAGCUACAUGAAGAAUGCCAACUGUGACUACGAUCAGACUAAUGGAAAUAAUGCCAUAAGUAGAGACAAUCCUAGCAUGUCCAUCCCAUCAAUGGACAAAAAUGUUCGUGUUUAUAAAAACAUAAAUGAGUAUGACAUAAUCGAGCUCAAAAUAAGCGCCUCUUUUAACAACAAAUAUAUUUGUCGCUAUAUAGGCAUCCACAGCGGAAUGACCUUAUACAACAUACACAGGUGCAUCUGCAUAUGCUUGGGCGUGAAGAAGGAAGACACGGACAACUACUUGCACGUUUUUAUAUUAAACAAUGGAAACAUUUAUGGGAGCGGUAAAAAAUGCAGCGUUAGCAUCAUCAGGAAAAUUCAGAUAAACACGGACCGACACAUUACCUUCAAGCACAUAGUCAAAACCCCGCUCUAUCUCUACAAAGCAAAGGACGCAAGUAAAAAUAACUUUUGCAACGAUUUUCCCGUCAACUGCUCAAACACGUUCGAUGAUAAGGCCUGUGCGAAUGGGGAAAGUCAGUACGGUGGAGAGAGCAAUCCGAACGAGGUGGUGCACAGCGAAAAUGAGAGCAGUCAAAAUAGUGGCUACCCAAGCGAGAACAGCCCAAAGAGCGGUGACCAACGCAUCGGUGACGCCAACCUGUACAACCCAGACACACACAACACAAACGUGGGUGCCAAUGUCAACGUAAUGGACAUUUCAACCCUUGGGCAAUCGAGGACUGGACAAACCUUUGUAGAAGCAAAUGCAAUGCCUAACUAUGAUAUGCUGAACAGCGUGGAGAAUGCAACACAGAUGAACCACUGCAAUGUUAGUAUACCCACAUUAGGUACCAUUGGUAAGGCAAACAAAUUUUCCAAUUUAACCAACUCGUCCAGCACCUUUUACACUCAUGUGGAUAGCAACAAACCUUACAACAUGAGUAAUAAUAUUAGCAAUAACGGAAGGAGUAUCUCCGGCGAGAGUCUGAACAGGACGGCAUGUAACAGGAUCAUGUGCUUUAGCUACAGUAGCCAACAAAGUGGGACAUUUACGGGGGAAUAUCCGCAUAAAAGCGGAGGUGUCAACAUGAGCAGUGGCAAUCCGAACGGAGGUAGAGCAAAUCGCAACGGCCCCUACGACCCAAGCGAAAACAACAUCAACUUAAGUAACUUCCCCAUUCAGAACAAAAAUAUCAAAACGAACGAAGAAUCAAAUAAUUUCCCCUUGAAGGAAUACCACUCCGACGUGGAACUACAAAAAGAUGGCCAAAAAGUAAACGACAAAAAUGACUGCGAUAUGAAGGGUCCACCUUCGGGUGAAAACUACUCAGGAGAGGAUGCCCAACAAAUGGAGGACGCCACUGCCGAAGAUGAUUACAAAGGGGAAAAAUGCAAAAGGGGACAAUAUUACAAAAAUUGGAACGAUAAAAAUGGAAGCCAUAUCAACCCGCAGAACGACACCCCCUUCCGCAGUAACGAAUCAACCCAUGCAGAUACGACCCAUGCGGACACAACCCAUGCUGAUGGGCACCCCCUAAACAAGCCAUGCGAAGAAGCACACAAAGUAUUAUCCCCCAAAACUGGUAGGGACACCUGUUACCUUUACACGAAUAGUCAGGAGGAAAAUUCAAGCUGCAUGUUUAACACAAUUUCGAGUGAUUCCAGCCCCUACAAGAACGCCACGUCUGCCACGUUUGCCAUGUCUACCAACUCACCUACAAAAAGUGAUCACCCUUUCAACGCCGGCAAUAAUUACAUAUCCAACGCACAACAGAAUGAUACACACAGCUACUACCAUCCUAAUGGAAUGAAAACUUCUGAACAACAUGAAUUUGCAAAUGAGGACCUGCAGUCAAAUUAUCCCUAUUCUAUAAAUCUGUCCCCCCAGUUUAGCCCCCAUAUGAAGUUUAAUCCCCCCCUUAGCAUGCACAAUUUGGAUGAGAAAAAUGGAACACAAAAUGGGCAAACCAUGGACGAUACAGACUAUCCAACAAUUGAUGGUAACUGCCCAAAUGAUGAUCCGUCGAACCCUUUUUUCUUCCCCAUGGGUGCUCUUCCCGACUAUCCCUACAAAAUAAACGGGCUAAAUACGCCAAAUUAUUUCUUCUACAAAAAUGGAAACGACCUCAGUGUUCAUUGCAAAAAUGCGCCAACCGCCUACAGUUAUAAUGAUCCCAUGCACAAUCAAGAGAACCACAUGGAGUACCAAAAUGUGAUGAACAACACUUUUCUCGAGAGAGACUUUUCCCAUGUUAGUAAUCCCAAUUGGUGCAUCCCCUAUGAACACUUUCCCCAGUCAAAUAAUGCCACUUAUGCGAAUGGAUCCUCGGAAACCUCCUACAUGGACAACACAUUUGCAGCUUCUCCGUUGGAUAACACUUUCAAUCCACAGCAGACAAACCACUACUGGGGUGAUUCAAAAUACGAAGCCGUUGAUUCGUCUAAGAGCUGUAAAAAUAAAGAAUACUCAGAAAUCUCGGAACGAAUAAAACAUAACAAUUCUGAUGAAUGUUGUGUUGCCACAAAUGCAGAGGAUAACGCCAUGAAGAACGUACAACCAAAUGGCGAUAAAGGCAUAACUGGAAAUAAUCCCCCAUGGGGCAAUUACAAUUCCACACCUAUAACGCAUCUAAGAACCCAUUUGAACAGCAAAAUGGAGAGUCAAGAAAAUCAUCCGGAGGUCCCAAAAGAAACAAUUGAAGUAUUGAGGAAAGAACCACCCCAAAAUUUUGUCGAACCGGACGCCCUGCAACGUCACCCAAGUGGGAGAACCGCUGAGCAAGGCGAACCGAAUGGAACAAACGAUUGUGCCGCUGAAAAUGACAUAAACAGGGAAGAUUCACGUAGAGAAGAACACCCUUUGGAAGAAGGCAAAAGGUACAAGGGAUUACAAUGUGGAAGCACCCCCAAAUGUAGUAAAAACGAGAAUGAUGUUGGACUAAGUAAGGAUGAAAUUAAUGACAAAAAAAACGUUGAAACGAACAGCGCAGAAUACCAAAAUGACGAAGAGGAACUUAAAAAAAGCCAACUGAAGGAGGAGACCCAGAAAAUGAAGCAUAGCCACCUUGUGGAAGGAACAAAAAAGGGAGAUACGCAGGAAGGGAAUGGCGAAGAAGCAAGCGGCACUCUCAGUGCUCACAGCACGGAUGACGAAAAUGCCAAAAAGGGCGGAAGAUCCAACCCUGUGACUUGCAACACCGCAUGUGAAGGAAAAUUGGGAGAUUCUACACAUGCCCAAGUGAUCCACCAGGAGAUCAUCACGAAGGGGAAUUUUAACCAAAUGGAAAAUGCACACACCUGCAACAUUUCAAACACAUACGAUGAUCCUAAGAAUAGCACCCCCGUUAGAACAGAACAGAAGGGAGGCUCCAAUUUUUACAACACUUUUAACGAUACAGAACGUGCAACGAAUGGGCAUAAAUCAGAUCAACAGGCUGAAUGCAGCCAUACAGGAAAAUCCCACACCCAGAAAGAAGAGAAAAAGGAACAGGAUUAUUCAUAUUUACAAAAUGGGGAGUACACAUCAGCGGGUCCCCAACUUCCGCGUGAACAGAAUGGAAACAAUGUCCCCCCCACCGGUUUAGUUCAAAGCGAAAAUAUAAAAAAAGGCUCCACAUAUGAAAAAACAAAUGAGGGGGAAACAAACAUACAAGGAAACAAGGAAGUGCUUCGAACAUCCACCGAAAAUUCAACCAACAGGGAAGUACACCAUUCUAGCAAGUUAAAUGGAAAAAACGCCUCUCCCUGUGGAGAUGCACCAAGCCGAGAAAGGAACACAGAGGAACCCAUUUUAGGUCCAGAAAAAAUGGAAUCAAAGGAGCAACACAACCAUUCGACAAUUGACAAAAAGGAUAAUUUCGAAGGCGAUAAAAAACAAGGAACUCAGGUAAUUCUCAGAAAUGACCAUUUUAACGAAGAUAGUGAAGGUAGCCAUUUUUUUACAUCUAACCAAAGGGAAGGUAUUCCCCCAAACGGCCUUACCGAAACGGAGCAACUCAUUCUAGAAUACCAUCCCCACUUAAAUGAAGAACUCAAUAGUGAAGAAGAUUCCCCUCCCUUGAACGAGCAAAAUACCUAUUUGCACCAUAUACAAAAGAUGGUUCUAAUUAAUCCACACGAAAGUAGCAGUUGUGUUAGCGGCAAUAUGCCCACUGGACCAAUGCACACAACUGAACUUAGCGAAUUCGAAAGAGAAGACAAGCCCAAUUUGUGCCCCCAACAAAAUGCAAAAGGGGAUUACAAACUGUGGGAACAUAAGUUAUAUAAGGAGAAUUUUUACACGAAUAGCAAAAUGAAUUAUCUGGAAGGGAACAUCACCCCCUGUUGUAGUAGCUCCCCAAAGAGUGGAGGUAAUACCAUCCCAAAUGAGUUCGCCGAUAAUUUUCACAAGACUACCCCUUUGGCAGACUACAACCCGUACAGCAAAUAUACCAACCAGAUGGUUAACAAAAAUCAAUAUUCGCUCAACUUGGAAAAUAAAAAUAGUGCCUAUCAUAAGACGUCACUUUAUUUUAAAAAGGAUCUUUCAAAUACGACUUACAUGCAAACAGAUAAUGAAAAAAACGACCAACCGAUCAAUGACCAUAAUCCCUACUACAUGAGCAUGCUACCGAUGAGUAAUAAAAAUGGGGUAGACUUCUUCACCCCGGGGAAGCACUACACGAAUAAUGGCAGCCUACACACCACUUCCAAUACUCUUAUGACCGUAGACACGGCAGUGGACACGACCGAUUAUAUGCACAGCAUCAGGCAUAGCACCCCGCACGGCAGUCCCCACAACACUGAGCGUAGUAGUCAGCAUGGAGAACAACAAGCCAACCAGAGGAACAGCCAAUGGAGCGAACCCCUUAACGGAAAACCAGGCUCAAAAGAAAACGCCACUUACUUCCCCCAUUUUAACACCCCCGAACGGGUCAAUGAAAACUAUCAACACACUUCCUAUAACAUUAUGCCAAAUGAAAAGUCUCUACCGGAAGAACCUCCAUUCUACGUUGGCUCACAUCCCCCGCACAAGGAAGCCGAUAAAGCAAGGUUCAAUUCCCACCUGUGCGAAGGUCAGAAGGAAAAAAUUGUACAAGAGGAAAAUUUCGAAAUUGACAAAAGUAAACAAAAGCGGAAUAACAUAGUGGGCCCUAAUCAGCAAUACACCCAUAGUGGUGACGGAGAAAUAACGCACAGUGACCAAAAUGUCUGCCCCAAUGUUGCACCUGCCAGGCCAUCCUCCCCUGCUUCUAUAAAUAAUGAUGGUGUGAAUUGUCCGACUCAACCUGUUAUGCAUACUUCACUCACGAACUUUGAAUACGAGUUUAGUUUGCAAAGAAACCUCCACUACGAUCACCACGAUUUGUACGGCACACACAAAACGAGUUACCACCCAUCCUACCCCCAAAGUGAUAACCCCACAAACAGUUACAAUGACAUUUCGUUCGAUGCGUCUACCUACCUGAUGAAUAGUAACACGAAUGACUACUCCAGUACCUUCAGCGUAGGAAACCUCAGAAAUGCAGACAAUAAUGUUAUAAAGGAGGACACCUACUACGGUAGUGUGGGUCAAGGGGGGUACUUAAACAUUAACCAAGCAGGGAUGCACAGCGCAGCGGGGGGCACCUUCAUGCAUGUAGAAGAAAUGAGACAACGAAAUUUCGCCACGACGCACGAUAUGCCUUCUAAUCACUACGCCCAAAUGAUGCCCUAUGAGGGGGAUAUCAAUUUGAAGCACCUGCAAGAGGAUAACAUCACCAUAAGCGAAUGCAUAAAUUCUGCCAACGUGAAAGGAAAAAACGAAAGAAGCAGUGAGGAAAAGCAAAGGGAUAACGAACAAAGCGAAAAGGGCAGUGAAAAGGGUAGCGAAAAGGGUAGUGAAAAAAGCAGUGAACAGAGCGAACGAAGUGAGAGAACCUUCGAAGAAAACAAAUCGAGCUUCUCUAUGCUCUACCUCUUUGGAAAAGUAAAGUUCAACAUCAGCAUCAUCGACAUAAUACACAACAAGACCAAUUCGCAUGACCUUCUGUGGGUCCCCAGGUGCUGCAACGGAAGCUACGGAACGUUCUUAAAAAAUAACUACCUAAACGCCAACGAAAUAGAUAAGCACGUGCCGGAAGAACACAUCGAUAUCGACUGCAUAAAUCUAAAACUUAUGGAAACCAGGUUCAGCAAAAAUGUAGCUAGCUCAAGAACCACCAAAAGGAAAAGGAUGAUUGACAUUGACAAAACGGUGUUGCACUUUUACAAAGAACACAUUAGCGAAUUUUUCAACAAUAAAAAUAAAAUUAUUAGACUGACUAAAAAAUUGUGCAAGUAUAAAAAGAAACGGAAAUAUAAUAGCAGCGAUAAUGGGAAGGGUACCGGCAAGGGUGCCCCGAAAAGUACGUCCAAGAGUACCCUCAAAGGUACCCCCAAAGGUACGUCCAAAGGCGACGAGGAAAACAACGCCCACCCAUACGGAAAAUCCAAAUGUGGGAACAGCAAGACGGCCAAUAAAACAAAAUAUAAGGGGAAGAAGAACGUAAGCCGCCAGGAUUCCCUAGGGGAGGACGCCAAGGGGGAUCCCAGCAUCGACGGUGAAAAUGGUACACAGCGCAGUGAGGAAAAUGACGCCCUUAAUGAGUCAGACGCUUAUGCGAAUAGUUACGCCACAAACUACGCCAAUGACCAAGCACACCCGAACUAUUAUCACCAACCCCGGGAUGACAACAGAGACUAUUACCACUUCAACACGCGAAACGAACUCAGUGCGAACCAAAUGCAUGCAGCCAAUGUGGGAGAACACAACUACCUCCUUCACGAACACGUGAACAGAAACGUCAACAGAAUGGCAAUACAGAAUGACCUCCUCCAAAACGAUCAAUUCUUUAACGACCCUUUUGUUAAUAACAUGUUGGGUGAUAUGUCCACCCGAAACGUCAGUAGAAAUAAUUUUUUCCCAAAUUUAAUGUAUCAAAAUUUUAGUGAACAGAGUGAUGUUCUCUCGACUCACCAUCAGGAUCACCAUCAGAUGGGGACCUAUCCAAACCUGCAUGAGGAAGGUUCCCCAAAUGGCGGCGCCCUCAGCAACCUUCCUCCAACCACCUACUACAACCAGCCAACUAGCCAAUACUUCUUUAACAACAAUCCAAACGCCUUUAAAUCGAACUUUGCAAAUAAUGCGAAUACACGAAAAGGAAAAAAUCAGAACAAAUCCCAAAUGAGUUCUUUCAACGGAAACAACGCAGACACGAAAAGUGCACUGAACUUGUCACAUAUACUUGAAGGGAAUAAUAAUUUUAUUAACAUUUCUAACACGUUUAUUAACACAAAUUUUGCGAAGGAGCUUCACCAGACGAACGACCUGUUGGUCAAUCAGAACAACUUCGAUUUGAAUGUUAUGUCUGGGGGAAUAAAUGCGACGAACCAGUUUACCCAGUAG